UCAGUGUACUACACAACCUUACAUUUCAAUGCCUUUUCAACUCCGUCAUUGCAUUGAUACUUUACUUGGCAGCUGAGUUUUCUCUCUCUAAAAAACUCGUUCAUUUUUUCUUGUUAAUUCUUCAACUCAGUGAGUCAUCAAAGAUGAUGCACAUGACCUUUUACUGGGGCCGCCAGGUGACUCUCCUGGUGGACUCGUGGCGCACCACGACAUGGCUGGGUUACGCUCUGACUCUUCUCGUUUGUGUAGUUGCCUCCGCCUUGUACCAAUUCCUAGAGAAUCUCCGCGUCCGCAUGCGCUUCAAAGUUGUCGUGGGCACUGGCGGCUUAGCAGCAGAAGAGCCUUUGCUUCAAUCCAAGACGGGUAGAGGGAAAUUGUCGGCGGCGAGGGUAGCGCAAGCAGUGCUUUUCGGGAUGAACUCGGCGAUCGGGUACUUGUUGAUGCUUGCAGUGAUGUCGUUUAACGGAGGGGUGUUUGUGGCGAUCGUAAUGGGGCUGGGUAUUGGGUAUUUGUUGUUUAGUGAAGAUGAGAAUUUCGCGCUUGUGGAUAGCCCCUGUGCCUGUGCUUAGACACAGACAGAGACAAGAAAAAUAAACAAAGUAUGUAUUUCUGUGUUUUUUUCCUUUUUGGGUUUUGGUUGUACGUUUCUUUUACCUGUAAAAAUCUCAUCUUUGUCUCAUGUAAUUUGGGAACUGAACCAAAGAUACCAUUGGGUUCUUCUAUUACCUGUAAAAAUCUGAUCUUUGUCUUGUGUAAUUUGGGAACUGAGCCGAAGAGACAAUUGGGUUCUUCUUUUACCUGUAAAAAUCUGAUCCUUGUCUCGUGUAAUUUGGGAACUGAGCCGAAGAAACAAUUAGGUUCUUUGUCUUUUAUGCCUUCAUGCCGAUUUAGCCUCUGCUUAUCUCCUUUUGGGAAGAAAUUCUUAUGAAUCUAAGGCCUGUUGGUAAGUUGUUGCA
Messenger RNA from Hevea brasiliensis (rubber tree), 956 nucleotides. RefSeq names its product copper transporter 5.1. Gene Ontology annotation, molecular function: copper ion transmembrane transporter activity. The transcript has a single exon. Gene Ontology annotation, cellular component: plasma membrane. Lineage: Eukaryota; Viridiplantae; Streptophyta; Magnoliopsida; Malpighiales; Euphorbiaceae. The coding region runs from base 144 to 569 and encodes 141 amino acids. The record is from RefSeq and is a predicted model, not a curated record. Gene Ontology annotation, biological process: intracellular copper ion homeostasis; copper ion transmembrane transport.